This is a messenger RNA of Mauremys mutica (yellowpond turtle), 6203 nucleotides long. It is a transcript of the gene SPTY2D1, whose product is annotated as SPT2 chromatin protein domain containing 1. Gene Ontology annotation, cellular component: nucleolus. Bases 252 to 2399 code for a protein of 715 amino acids. The record is from RefSeq and is a predicted model, not a curated record. Gene Ontology annotation, biological process: regulation of DNA-templated transcription; nucleosome assembly. The transcript has 8 exons. NCBI's taxonomy places the organism in Eukaryota, Metazoa, Chordata, Testudines, Geoemydidae. Gene Ontology annotation, molecular function: DNA binding; histone binding.
ACCCGAGUCACGUGUUGUUGAUGACACGUGUCUCAGGCACGGGAGGAAUGUGACGUUGGCCAGGAAGUGACAUAUGAAGGUGGUGACGUGUACGAGGUCAUAUAAGACGUUGGCUCGGCGCAGUCGUCGGCUGUGGGGGGCCGGAAGUGGUCAGGGGGGAGUCACAGCUGGAGUGAAGCCUCCGCAGCUGGGCGGUCUGGGGCCCGUCUCGCCGCCGGCCCGUCGCCUCCCGGAGCCAGCCCCGGGCAGACAUGGAUUUCCGGGAGAUCCUGAUGGUGGCGUCUGAGCAGCAGGGGCUGAGCGCGGUGUCGAAAAGAUACAGUUUGGCAGUAGGCCCUCCCAAAAAAGAUCCAAAAGUCAAAGGUGUCCAUUCUGCAGCAGUGCAAGCUUUUCUGAGGCGGAAAGAAGAAGAAAUUAGAGGAAAAGAACUAGAGGCAAAAAGGAAGAAGGAGGAACUUCUAGCUAAGCGUAUUGAACUGAAACAUGACCGAAAAGCAAGAGCUAUGGCUUCACGGACAAAGGACAACUUUUAUGGCUAUAAUGGCAUUCCUAUUGAAGAGAAGCCUAAAAAGAGGCAGACUUGUGAAAAUGUCAAUCAGUGCACAGAUGCAGAAUAUAUGACAGAAGAUGAGGCAGAGCUGUUUGAAUACAGUCAGACUGAAUCUGAGCAUGAACCAGAGGACUAUGAAGAGAAACCAUCCAAAGCUGCAGUGAAACCAAAGGCACCUCCCAAAAGUGCUCCUACCCCUAUGAACUUUGUAGAUCUUCUGAGGCUGGCUGAAAAAAAACAGUAUGAACCAGUAGAAAUAAAAGUAGUGAAAAAGACCGAAGAAAGGCCAAGAACAGCAGAAGAAUUGAGAGAAAAAGAAUUUUUGGACCGGAAAAACAAAAAAGGGGAAAUCCAGAAAGAGAAAAAAAAACCUGAAAAAGAGAUUAAGAAUGUAACUGCAUCAAGUUCUUCAAAUAAAGUGUUUUCUCAUAAAGCGUUUAUAAAUGCAAAACUUAGCAAAAACUCAGUGGAUAAACGUUCCUCUUCAAAAGGCAGUUUCCCUUCUCAGUGUGGUCCUGAUAAGAAAUCCAGUGGGCCUGUGUUUAGCGACAAACAUGCAAGGUCAUCAUCUUCCUCCAAAUCCAGUCAAGUGGAAAAAGCAAAAGUUACACAAAAUGGACCUUUAAAAAGCUCAUCGAGUGGCAUCCAUAGUAAAUCUUCAGUCAAUGGAGUAGGAAAAUUUGGGUCAAGCGCACAUACACCAAGCUCAAAAGCACCCACUAAUGGGGCUCAGAAACUACAAUCUGCUAAAGAACCUAGUCUGAAAAAAUCUACUUCUGUCCAUACAAAACUGGGUAGUGCAGCACCCCCUCAGCAUGAAAUUGUUAAAAAUUCCAGCUCUGGGCGGCCGGGGAGCAGUGCGGGGAUGGGCGGGCCUGGGCGGCCGGGGAGCAGUGCGGGGAUGGGCGGGCCUGGGCGGCCGGGGAGCAGUGCGGGGAUGGGCGGGCCUGGGCGGCCGGGGAGCAGUGCGGGGAUGGGCGGGCCUGGGCGGCCGGGGAGCACCAGCAGUGCGGGAACGGGUAGGCCAGGGAGCAGUGCGGGGAUGGGCGUGCCCGGGCGGCUGGCCAGCAGUGCGGGAACGGGUAGGCCAGGGAGCAGUGCUGGGAUGGGCGGGCCCGGGCGGCCAGGGAGCAGUGCUGGGAUGGGCGGGCCCGGGCGGCCGGGGAGCAGUGCAGGGAUGGGCGGGCCCGGGCGGCCAGGGAGCAGUGCUGGGAUGGGCGGGCCCGGGCGGCCGGGGAGCAGUGCUGGGACGGGUGGGCCCGGGCGGCCGGCCAGCAGUGCGGGAACGGGUAGGCCAGGGAGCAGUGCGGGGACGGGUGGGCCCGGGCGGCCGUCAUUCAGUUCAAGCGUGGGACCUGGGCGACCAGGCAGCAGCUCAGUUGCACCUCCAAAACCUAAGUGCACUGUUGUAUCAGAAACAAUCUCAUCUAAAAAUCUAGUCUCCAGACCAAGUAAUGCACCAAUGAAUGGAACGAGACCUUCUCCAGGGCAUAGACCAGUGUUUCAUCCACAAGGUCUUCCAAGGCCGUCUCUUCCACCUAUAAGUUAUAAAAGGCAAAUAGAAGAUGAUGAAGAAUAUGAUUCUGAAAUGGAUGAUUUCAUUGAUGAUGAAGGGCAACCCCAGGAAGAAAUAUCAAAACAUAUUCGAGAAAUAUUUGGCUAUGAUCGGAAUAAAUAUAAAGAUGAAAGUGAUUAUGCCUUACGUUACAUGGAGAGCAGCUGGAAAGAGCAACAGAAAGAGGAAGCCAGGAGUUUGAGACUUGGUGUCCAAGAGGACCUAGAAGAGCUGAGACGUGAAGAGGAGGAAUUGAAACGUAAGAAGCAGGCAAAGAAGCUGAGGACACAUUAACUGAUUUACAGUGAUUUUGUUCGGUUUUUCUACUAUCCUGGUCACCCCUUUGCCUCAAUAUUUCAGCUCCUCUUAUAGUAUAACUUCUGUUUUUAUUUGCUUAUUGGUGAGCAAGAAAAUAUGUAAAGGGAGGAGAGGGCAUAGAAAAACAAGGCUUUAGUUUGACCCUAAAAUAUUUAUUUUUAAUACUUGCCAGGGUUAAUUUUUUACAAAAAGAAACUAAUGCAGAUUUUUGGAAUAAAAGCUAUUAAUGAAUGUUUCCAUUGACUAAAUUAGUUCAAAAUGCCAGCAGAAAUAUUGACUAACUAUGCACUGGCUUGCAAGAUUUCUGUGGGCCCAUACACCAGUAAAUCAGACUUGCAUUCUUCGUUUGACAUGUGGGGGGAAAAGAGAUGAAUGCCAUUUAUGUUCCUUAGUUACUUUUGAGAGAUAAAAGUACUGCUUUGUGUCUUAAAUCUCUUGGAUUAGGAUCCCUCAAAAUAUUGAAAUAUCCUCUUCUGUUCAAAACAGCUUGGUUGUAAAUUUCAGCCAUUGCCAGUAAUGUUUAAAGCAAUAAAAUAUGUUUUUCUGAUUUGAGAACCUUGUGUCUUAACAAAAAUAGUAAUUAAACAGAAGAACCUUUGAUUUCUAAAAAAUGCUUGUCAUUCAUUAUACCUUGCAUUUAACAGUGUGACCAAGUUUACAUUGGCAUUUUUUAUGUCUGGAAUGUCAAUGCCAACUGAUUUCAGUAAAACACAAAUAAACAUUUUUCCUGGAAAAUAGGAAUUUGCAGCGUUUGUAUAUAACUAGUGCUUUUUAGCUCAAGCAAAUGCUUAGGAAUUUUUUUCUGCCCUGCAAAUCUUAAAAUUGAUUUUACAGUUUCAUCUGUUUUUACACGUUGAGUGUAUAGUACACUUUUAUGUUUUCUCUUGCAUUAAAAAUCAGGUUUUUAUAAAAUAUAAAGCAGUUAUUUAUGCUAGCAAUUGCAAAGUCUGGAAGAGUACAUUAGAAUGAAGUUGUGUGAAAUACAGAAUUUUCAGAUUUUUUUUAUGAUCAAGGCAAGAUGCAUUUGCAGUUCCUCUGAGAUAGCAAAUAACUUUGCAGUUGUCAUGCUGAAUUCAACUAGUGAAUACUUCUGAUUUAAUUUUAGCAAACCAAAAAUGUAUAUGUAAUGUGUAUCAAGAGAGUUCCGCCCUCUAUUUUGAUGCCCAUAUUGCACCUUUAUUUCAAGCUAUGCACUACAAAGAUAAGUUUCCUCUAAGUAAAUAAGCGUGUAAACAAUAGGCACACGGUUCAUCUAAAUCUGCAGAGAUUGCACUCUGGAUUCACAGCCCUAAUCUAAUGAUGCAUUACUUUUUAUCCCGCAUGCUACAUAGUGUGUGGUCUCAACAAAGAGACAGUCACUGCUCUACUCUGCUUCAAGCAUUAGCUCUCCAUUAGUAGUCCUUCUACCAUUAGAUACUUGAACUGUUGCUAACCUCUAAUGCUAGAAGCAAUGGGCAAAGUGUUACAAGGUUAUUGGGGGUAAGUGGAAGAGACUGGCCAAGGAAUAAGGAGGAGGUGGGGGAAGAGAAAUUGCAUGCAAAAUGAGUAGAUACACAAGGCAGGAGAGAACGUAGCCUAUCAGAGAGCAUUUCUUGUCAUUGCUGCCUCCAGAAACACCAAUUCUGGCAUCAAAGUGGAAGGACCAAUAUUGGCAGCAGGUGACCUGACUCACUGUAAGGAAAAAAGGGGCAUUGUCCUUACUAUAAACUGUUUUUGGCAGUGGUGAAGCAUUCCAUCUUUUCAACACAUUGCUAAAACGAAUGAACCCUUUGGAUAGUGGUUACAGGUUUGUGUAGUAGUAAUUGACAGAGAUACCCAAACGAAGGUAAUUAACAGUGCGCCUCUGUAUUUUUUUUAAAAACUGUUAUAUUGCAUAACAUAGAAACUGAUCCAUCUCUAUUGUACUUGCUAUAUAUAUAUACACACACAUACACACACACACACACACAGAUGCAAGAUACUGUAACCUGAUUGGCUGAUUAUUUACAUGCCAUUUUAUGUUUGCUCUGCUUAAUGGGACCAGCUGAAUUGUUUGCUGUAGUUUCUAGAAUUAUCUACUCAAGACAAUGAAUGUUGGGACCAUGACCAAGUGGCUGUUCAUUUUUUUAAACUGAAUUGAACCUCUAGAUCUUUGUCAGCCCAGAUAACUAUAUUAGCCACGAACAAUCAUCUGAAUUGUUGAAAAAAACUUUGGAAAUGAAAAACGUAUUCACUGUUUGAUCCACUGACAUUUUUUAAAGUGUGUAUUAGAAAAUGACACUUCUAAAACAUUCAGUUUAGAGCUAAAUCUGCCUUUCAGAUAAAAAUAGGUGAAAUAAAGGCCCUGAUUAUUCUUUUUUUACUUCUGUAAUUGGCAGAGAUGCUGUAAUUAACCACUAUUGCAAGAUUAUUUCAACUCUUUUAUCUUGAAAGCACCGUGUUGUCAUUUGUCUUGUAGAAGAUGACUGGAAUAUUGUCUCCAUUGCCAGCCUUCCUCAAACAAUGUACACCUUGUGCUGUAUUUGUUCCCUCAUAAAAUAAUUAUUGUUUAAUUUUUUUUAUAUUUCAUAUAGAAAUUUAAUUCACUCUUUGCAGUCAAGACCUACUUUCUCAUAGCUAAUAUGGGUUACUAAUUUUUUUUAAACUUUGUACAAGUUACUAGAUUUUAAUUAACAUGUCUUUGUACAUUUACUGCAUUCUUACUGCUUGUAAAUCAGCUAGGAAAGUAUUAAAAAAUUAUUUUAUAUCCAAAAAUCUGUUUACUCUCUACCAGAUAAUUAAUUUUAUUUUGUUAAUGUAGUCAAUAUCUGAUGAGACUUCAAAAGACUUUGAAGUAAAAAACAAACAAAAAAAAACCCCCAUUGCCUAUUCCUGCUUAUAAGGAUUACAUGUUAAGCUAGUGACGUUCAUCAUAAUUAAACGUUUAUUUUGGUUUUUAGAUUUAAAUUCAGUGUUUGAAGAUGUGCCUUUUUUUUACUAAAUUGGGUCUAAAAAAAUCUAUUCAUGAAUGUAGGAGUAUAAAAAAAAAUACAGAUUAGUCUGUUUCUGCUAUCACAGAUGACAGAUCUUUAAACUUGAUAGUCUGAAAUGAUUAGUUUUCAUAAAAUCUUUCCAGGUCAGGCUUCGACUGCACAAUUACAGUAACUAUUUCUUUACCUGUAUUACUAAAAGAAAUUAAGGGCACUUUGUAUUAGACUUUUUGAAAAUGUUUUGUAUUUACAAUUCAGCUGUGCUUAUACAUCACAGCACUGUCCUCGGGCGGUCAGGGUAGUGCAUCACAGGAAGCCUUAGUGUGCAAUUCUGUGCUGUGCUUUAAAGUAGAAAUUUUUCAAAGUAGAUGAAAUCUCUUCACUGGAGUCUGGAAUUAUUUUUGUGUAAACCCCGAAAUUGUGCAGGAAAACUUUUUUUUUUUUUCAUUUUGAAACCUAAUUAGUAUCUGAAGCAUAUUUCCCAAUACAGCAGGAGACCAAAACAGAGAGAGAAAAUAUAUGGAGAGAGACUGGUGAUUAAAUUGUGAUGAAUAUACUUGACUUUUAUUUAUUCUGGUGCGUGUGGUGCAAUAUUGAAUUGUCAGUGUGUAAUUGAAUGCUUUCUGUUUUAGCCUAUGAUUUUCUUUGGGUGUUUCAUUUGUGCACAGUGUCUUUUUACAAAAUGUGACAAAUCAGGUAAAAACAUACAUAACUGUUUUCUGGGUGCUGUCAAGAAAGUGUAUACUUUUACAUAUGCUGAGUGCAGAUAAAAGUUUUGCAUAUUAUGUAUAUAAUAAAUUACAGGUAUUAAACAUUUUAUUUAUCUUUGUCA